This is a messenger RNA of Drosophila santomea, 598 nucleotides long. Its product is annotated as amnesiac neuropeptides. NCBI's taxonomy places the organism in Eukaryota, Metazoa, Arthropoda, Insecta, Diptera, Drosophilidae. The record is from RefSeq and is a predicted model, not a curated record.
AUGCGCAGUUUUUGUUGUUGUUUUUAUCCGGCUGCUGUGGCGUUGCACUGCGUAUUACUGUUUUUUCCUCUCUUUUUUUUUUCUUUACUUUUUAGAGCGUCCGCGUUGCGGCGACGCGUUGUACGCGGUUCGAAAGGUAGCACAGCACUGCCGCUCUGCCGCCAAUUCGAUCAGCUGAGCGCCAGCCGAGAGCGAGCCGAAGAGUGCCGAACGACGCAACGCGCUCUCCGCCCUACCACUACCACUGCACUACCACUCAGUAGCUGUGCGCUGGUGUGCUGUAAACGCUUUUACAUUCCGCGCCCGAAUUUUUCGUGUUUCCCUGUUUUCCCUGUGGGCCAUCGUUUCGCUGCUGCUCGGUCUCGGUUUGGGCCAACACUUGUCGCCUCUUGGCCAUUAUGCAACGACAGCGAAACGAAGGGGCUCACGGGGCUCGCGAAGUGGCCAAGCUGCUCGCUGAUUGGUCGGUGGUCAGCGCCACGAGGCCACCCGAAGCGCGCUCUCUCUCGCGAGAACUCGAUAGCUCUCUCCGCCGCUCUUUUGGGAGAAAUGCGAUAGAAUAGAAAAGCCAAAACACUAGAACAAUCCAGAAGCCAAG